UAGUCUUGUCAUUUUUAUUCAUCAAGUUCAAACACAAUGGUUUCUCUCAAAGCUUUCUCAACUGUCUUUUUUCUUAUACUCGGUGUUAGCAUUUGCUACGCCACUAGCCGAAAUCUUUUGAACUACGGUGCUGGUCAUGCUGGUGGUGGCGGUGGAGGACAUGGUGGUGGUGGAGGUUCUGGAGGAGUUAGUGGGGGAGGUUAUGGAGGAGUGAGUGGUGGUGGCUAUGGGCGUGGUAGUGGAGAAGGAGGCGGUGGUGGAUAUGGAGGUGCCGAAGGGUAUGCUGGUGGUGGCGGUGCUGGUCAUGGGGGAGGCGGUGGUGGAGCUGCUUCUUCCGGUGGUUAUGCUAGUGGAGGAGGAGAAGGAGGUGGUGGUGGUUACGGUGGAGCGGCUGGUGGUUACGGUGGUCAUGCCGGUGGUGGUGGUGGAGGUAGCGGUGGUGGUGGUGGAGCUGCAUAUGGUGGUGAAGGAGGAGGUAGUGGUUAUGGAGCUGGUGCUGGUGAAGGAGCUGGUGGUGCAAUUGGUGGUCAUGUAGGUGGUGGAGGCGGUGGUAGCGGAGGCGGUGGAGGAUCAGCUUACGGUGGUUCAGGAGAGCAUGCUAGUGGUUAUGGAGACGGAGCUGGCGAAGGUGGUGGCGCCGGUGGAAGUGAGUAUGGAGGUGGAGCUUAUGGAGGCGGUGGUGGUCAUGGAGGUGGAGGUGGAUCAGCAGGAGGGGCUCAUGGUGGUGCUUAUGGAGGCGGUGAAGGAGGAGGAGCUGGUGGGGGAGGGUCUCACGGUAGUGCUGGAGGCUAUGGAGGUGGUGGCGGUGGAGGAAGUGGAGGAGGAGGAGCUUACGGUGGAGGAGGAGCACAUGGGGGUGGUUAUGGAGGUGGUGGGGGUGAAGGAGGUGGUUAUGGAGGAGGUGCAGCAGGAGGAUAUGGCGGUGGCGGUGGAGGAGGAGAAGGGGGAGGCGGUAGUUACGGUGGUGAACAUGGAGGUGGUUCAGGCGGAGGCCACGGUGGUGGUGGUGGUCACGGUGGUGGAGGCUAUGCCCCAUGAAGAAACCAAGUUAAGAUCAACCAAAGGAAGGCUGAGAAAUAAAUAUGAUUUGUGGAGGGGUAUACAAAUUAAAAUGCCUAUUUCAAAACAUUUUGUAUCCAUUAUUAUUAUUGAACGUUGUAUUGUAUUUCCUAAUAAUUUAAUAUUUUAUUGUCUUACAUCAUAAGUAAAAGCAUAAUUUAUAGAGCAA
Messenger RNA from Camelina sativa (false flax), 1228 nucleotides. RefSeq lists its product as uncharacterized. The record is from RefSeq and is a predicted model, not a curated record. NCBI's taxonomy places the organism in Eukaryota, Viridiplantae, Streptophyta, Magnoliopsida, Brassicales, Brassicaceae.